Molecule: messenger RNA, 2076 nt
Organism: Mesoplodon densirostris (Blainville's beaked whale)
Lineage: Eukaryota; Metazoa; Chordata; Mammalia; Artiodactyla; Ziphiidae
Gene: BTBD6
Product: BTB domain containing 6
Exons: 4
Coding region: 37-1653 (538 amino acids)
Biological process (GO): neurogenesis
Cellular component (GO): cytosol
Molecular function (GO): protein binding
Source: RefSeq, a predicted model, not a curated record
AGGCCGGCCCCCCGCGCGCAGGGCCGCCGCGGCCCCAUGCUGCUGCCCCUGGCGUGCCUGCACGGCCGGGUGGCGCAGUGCCUCACCGCGCUCCUGGUGCUCGCAGAGCCGCCCCCGAGGCCCCGGCGCGGCGCGAGGGCGCACGGCGCGCCGCCCCCGCGCGCGGAGGCCGCCCUGCCCGCGAAGAUGGCCGCGGAGCUCUACGCGCCCGCCGGCGCCGCAGCCACGGCCGCCACCGCCACGGACAUCGCCAACAGCAACGCCGCCGCCGCCGCCGCCGCGGGCAGGAAGGGACGGCCCAGCGCCCCGCUGCCCUCCCUGCCACCGCCCGCGCCCGCGCCGCCCGCACUCGACAACAACAACUUGGAGAGCCCCAACUGGCAGUCCUUCCACCCGACCCUGCGCGAGAGGAACGCGCUGAUGUUCAACAACGAGCUCAUGGCCGACGUGCACUUCGUCGUGGGGGCCCCGGGCGCGGCCCGGAGGGUGCCUGCCCACAAGUAUGUCUUGGCCGUGGGUAGCUCUGUCUUUUAUGCCAUGUUUUACGGGGACCUGGCAGAAGUCAAGUCAGAAAUCCACAUCCCUGACGUGGAACCUACAGCUUUUCUCAUCUUGUUAAAGUACAUGUACAGUGACGAGAUUGACCUGGAAGCGGACACGGUGCUGGCCACUCUGUAUGCCGCCAAGAAGUACAUUGUCCCCGCGUUAGCAAAGGCCUGUGUAACCUUCCUGGAGACGAGUCUGGAAGCCAAAAACGCCUGUGUGCUGCUGUCCCAGAGCCGGCUGUUCGAGGAGCCCGAGCUGACCCAGCGCUGCUGGGAGGUGAUCGACGCUCAGGCUGAGAUGGCCCUGAGGUCCGAAGGCUUCUGUGAAAUUGACUGGCAGACGCUGGAGAUCAUCGUGAUGCGGGAGGCCCUCAACACCAAGGAGGCUGUGGUCUUCGAGGCGGUCCUGAGCUGGGCCGAGGCAGAGUGCAAGAGGCAGGGCCUGCCAGUCACCCCGCGCAACAAGCGGCAUGUUUUGGGGCCAGCCCUCUACCUGGUCCGAAUUCCAACCAUGACCCUGGAAGAGUUUGCCAACGGCGCCGCCCAGUCGGACAUCCUGACGCUGGAGGAGACCCACAACAUCUUCCUGUGGUACACGGCGGCCAACAAGCCCCUCCUCGAAUUCCCCCUGACCAAGAGGAAGGGCCUCGCCCCGCAGAGGUGCCACCGCUUCCAGUCCUCCGCCUACCGCAGCAACCAGUGGCGCUACCGCGGGCGCUGCGACAGCAUCCAGUUUGCCGUGGACAGGAGAGUAUUUAUUGCGGGGCUAGGCUUGUACGGCUCUAGCUCAGGGAGAGCGGAGUACAGCGUGAAGAUUGAACUCAAGCGGCUGGGGGUGGUCCUGGCGCAGAACUUGACCACGUUUGUCUCCGAUGGCUCCAGCAGCACCUUCUCAGUCUGGUUUGAACACCCCGUGCAGGUGGAGCAGGACACCUUCUACACCGCCAGCGCCGUCCUGGAUGGCAGCGAGCUCAGCUACUUUGGGCAGGAGGGCAUGACCGAGGUGCAGUGUGGGAAGGUGACCUUCCAGUUCCAGUGCUCUUCCGACAGCACCAACGGGACCGGGGUCCAGGGCGGGCAGAUCCCUGAGCUCAUCUUCUACGCCUGAGGCGCUGUGGGGUGGCAGGGAUGCACUGCGAGUGGCAGGCCCUUCCUCUACAGGCAGCCCGUGACCCACCACCUCGAAGGGUGAGCUCGCGGUGUGCCUCCUCUGCAAGUAGCCGGCUGGAGCCUGAAGCUGUGACACAAGACGCUUUCCUACACAGCCAGAGCCUCGGUCUCUGCCAUCUCCUGUACGUUGGGGCGCACAUCCCAGGUGGAGGGCAGACUUGGGGGGCACAAGGCAGGCUCCAGAUUCCCUCACAGGGGCACCCACACUGCCUGCUUUGAGGGCUUUGCCGUCUCGUAUCCUCUUGGAUUCUAUUCUAAGUGGUUCUAAGCUUAAGUUCUGUUCAAAUCUAAAAUGGGAAAAGUCACUUAAAGUAGUUCACCUGUUUAAGUGGAUUUUCAUAAUAAAGUUUUAACAAAAUGA